Messenger RNA from Cervus elaphus (red deer), 2301 nucleotides. RefSeq names its product leucine rich repeat containing 34 (gene LRRC34). Lineage: Eukaryota; Metazoa; Chordata; Mammalia; Artiodactyla; Cervidae. Gene Ontology annotation, molecular function: protein binding. Bases 231 to 1439 code for a protein of 402 amino acids. The transcript is spliced from 11 exons. The record is from RefSeq and is a predicted model, not a curated record.
UCCCUUCGGCGCCAGCCUGGCCCGGAGGAAACGCGCGAGGGGCGUCAUAGCCAGGCCGAGUCCUCCGAGCAGACUUUGGGCCAGAGGUUGCCCGGCGGGAGAGGACCCCUAGACACCCUAGCUGAGCCCGGAACUUUGGGGCGCCCCCAAACGUGGACGAGAGGGCAGCCCCAAGCUCCCGCGUUGCAGCAUCUACUGGUGGUCUCCAGGAAUAUUAUUAUGAUCUAUGUAUGGAAAAGUCCCAGGAAAUUAAACCUUUUAUAUUGCAAAUACUCCAAGAAGUGGAUGAAGAAAUUGAAAAGGGAUCGGUAGGAAUCACAUUAAAUAUUGCUGGUAACAGUCGCUCACUAUCAGGAGAAAGAGUAACAGGUGAAGAUUUCUGGAUUCUUUGCAGAGUUUUAAAGAAUAAUUCAUAUAUUAAUGGUUUGGAUGUUAGAUACAACCUCCUAAGUGAUGUUGGCGCGUACUAUGCUGCAAAACUGCUCCAGAAACAACGUAAUCUCAUUUACUUAAAUCUUAUGUUUAAUGACAUUGGGCCUGAAGGUGGAGAACUGAUUGCUAAAGCCCUACAUAAGAAUAGAACUCUGAAACACCUAAGAAUGACUGGAAACAAGAUUGAAAAUAAGGGUGGAAUGUUUUUUGCUGCAAUGCUACAAAUUAAUUCAUCCUUAGAGAAAUUAGAUCUGGGUGACUGUGAUCUGGGAAUGCAAAGUGUGAUAGCAUUUGCUACAGUCCUAACUCAAAACCAAACAAUUAAGGGAUUAAACCUAAACCGACCCAUACUGUAUGGUGAACAGGAAGAGUCUACAGUUCACCUAAGCCACAUGUUGAAAGAAAAUCAGUGCCUUAUUGAAUUACAUAUGUGUAAACAUGAUAUAAAAAACUGUGGUAUGAAACAGUUAUGUGAUGCACUCUAUCUGAACAGGAGCCUACAAUACCUUGAUGUAAGCUGCAAUAAAAUAACUCAGGAUGGAAUGAAGUGUUUGGCCGAUGUUCUGAAAAGCAAUACUACCCUGGAAGUAAUAGAUCUUUCUUUUAACAGAAUGGAAAAUGCAGGAGCAAACUAUCUCAGUGACGCUCUUGCUUCACACAACAGGACUCUUAAAGCGUUGUCAGUGGUGAGCAACAACAUAGAGGGAAAAGGACUUGUUGCACUUUCACAAUCAAUGAAAACAAAUCCUACACUCUCUCAUAUCUACAUCUGGGGAAACAAAUUUGAUGAAGCUACAUGUGUGGCAUAUUCAGAUUUAAUUCACACAGGCCGUCUAAAAUCAGACAAUACAGAUGUGGAGCCGUUUGUGGUGGAUGGACACGUGUACCUUGCAGAAGUCUCCAAUGGCCUUAAAAGGCAUUAUUACUGGACACCAGGUUAUGGAGAAGCUUGCAGCCCAUCAUCUAAUGCAGGUUUUUCUCUUGCACCAGUAGGUCAACAUUUAUGAAAAACAAACUUUAAAGUAAUUUUCAUCUAUGUGUCUGAUUACUUUUCAGAUACUAAUAUUUUAUUGUCUAUUAAAUUUUUUCAUAGAUUAUAAGAAGUUACUUUUGUUAGACAGGUAAAAGAUACUAAAUUCUAAACUGUCCAUUGUGAAAAACUGAGUAGUGUACAAAAAAAGUUUACAAAAUAGGGACCAAAAUUUGAACACCUGGAGAAGGAAAUCAAGUAACUAAUUUCUUUUUAUAAAGAAAAUACACCCAAAGAGUAAAGCAGUAUAGAAGGAAAGGUCAUUCUAGGUACCCUAACUGAAAGUUGUCAUGAAGUAAAACGGUUUCAGGGGGCAGAUUCCAGGGACCAUCAAGGGGUUUAGAGGUUGAAAAAGUAUUUAAGGUAUUUUAUAGAUGGGUUUUGGUAUAAUUUCACAAAUACAGACAAAUAUAUAUAAACAGACACACAUAUAAAUACAUAUAAGUGUAUACUUUACAAACAUGUCAGUGCUGCCAGUGAACUUUUAGAAGAGAAUUCUCUUUUGGAGGAUGCCACUAACAUUUUAAUGAUUUGAUGGCAAAUAAUUACCCUUGUUUGUGGCCAGCUGUUUUCAAAUUAAGAUUUCUACAAAGAGGCAAUAGACACUAUGAUCCUUUGAUUACAGACUCAUGUUCACAAAUUUAUUCAUAUAUACCACUUAACUGUUUAACCUGAAUGAUUACUGCUAAAGCCAGGCAAAGUGUGAGGAAAAAAAACAACCGUGGACAACUUAAAGAGGUUACUCUAAGUUUUGCACCUAAAAGGAAAAACCAUCUGUCUCUAAAUGUUCUGAGUGAAGAGGUGAAAUAAAGGCAGUGGUCAGUUUUACAGUUGUCAAA